AUGUUCCUGUCUUCAUCACUUCCUGUCCUCCUUCUGUGCAUGCUGACAGCAUCCAGCUCAGAAAUAAAAAUCUCCGAGGAUGCCCUGAAGACCUGCUCAGCGAUCGCCUGUGGCAUCCCAGGCAGAGAUGGACGAGAUGGACCCAAGGGAGAAAAGGGGGAACCAGGGCAGGGGCUCAGAGGCUUGCAGGGCCCUCCGGGGAAAAUGGGGCCUCCAGGAAACACAGGGCCUCCUGGGGCUCCAGGAAUAAAGGGCACCAAAGGAGACCGUGGAGACAAUUCAGUUGUGGAGACUAAGCUGGCUAACCUGGAGGCAGAGAUGAGGAGACUGAAAUCGGAACUGGACCAUGUCAAAAAGUUGCAAGCCUUCUCCUUGGGCAAAACACCUGGGAAGAAGUUCUACGUGACCAACGGUGAAAGAAUGCCUUUUUUCAAAGUGAAGGCCCAGUGCGCCGAGCUCCAGGGCACCGUGGCCACGCCGAAGAACGCUGAGGAGAAUAAAGCCAUCCAGGAUAUGGCCGGCAGCCCUGCCUUCUUGGGCAUCACGGACGAAGUGACUGAAGGCCGGUUUAUGUACGUGACGGGAGGGAGGCUUGCCUACAGCAACUGGAAGAGGGAUGAGCCUAACGACCACGGCUCAGGGGAGGAUUGUGUGAUCCUCCUCCAGGACGGGCUCUGGAAUGACAUUUCCUGCUCUUCCUCCUUCCUGGCCGUCUGUGAAUUCCCAGCCUGA
Molecule: messenger RNA, 732 nt
Organism: Puma concolor (puma)
Lineage: Eukaryota; Metazoa; Chordata; Mammalia; Carnivora; Felidae
Gene: MBL2
Product: mannose binding lectin 2
Cellular component (GO): multivesicular body
Source: RefSeq, a predicted model, not a curated record